This is a messenger RNA of Anguilla anguilla (European eel), 1270 nucleotides long. RefSeq names its product chloride intracellular channel 3 (gene clic3). The transcript has 6 exons. NCBI's taxonomy places the organism in Eukaryota, Metazoa, Chordata, Actinopteri, Anguilliformes, Anguillidae. The coding region runs from base 462 to 1181 and encodes 239 amino acids. The record is from RefSeq and is a predicted model, not a curated record.
UCUCGGAAUGCUAACGACCAGAGGGGUGCGGCCCCGGAGAGAGAGAGAAACAUGAGGAAGCGAAAGGCAAACUGCACUUGUUGCCCUUGACGAGGGACCGCACGGGUAGGCGACGCGCGACACGGGUGUCGAACUCUCAAACGCUCAAACGCUCCAGGGGGGACGGUAUCGGCGAUCGACCGGGACUGGCGUUCGGAACGAGCGACCGACAGAAGAAGAAGAAGAAGCGCGGCCGCACACCACUGACGUGGAAAACGCGAGCACAGACACGGGCACUGCACACGCGCGCACGCACACGCGCGCACACACACAGCGGGCACAGUCUAGUACGAGGGUACGCAGCCACGCCUUGCCGUGGUCCCAGGUGCGCUCGGUCACAGGGUAACAGCACAGAGCCCUCGGUGGAGCCAUCGCCUAGUUACCAGAGAGAGAGAGAGAGGGAAAGGAGACAGAUCUUCAGAAUGGCAGAAGCACCAAAAAUCGAACUCUUCAUGAAGGCGAGUAACGAUGGAGAGAGCGUGGGGAACUGUCCUUUCUGCCAGCGACUCUUCAUGAUCCUGUGGCUGAAGGGGGUCAAUUUCACCAUAACCACCGUCGACAUGAAGAAGGCGCCAGAGGUGCUGAAGGACCUGGCCCCUGGGUCCCAGCCUCCUUUCGUCAUCUUCAACGGCGAGGUGCUCACCGACACCAACAAGAUCGAGGAGUUCCUGGAGGCGACUCUGGCACCCCCGCAGUACCCCAAGCUGUGCUGCAGGAAUAAGGAGUCCAACACCGCAGGAGACGACAUCUUCCACAAGUUCUCAUCCUACAUCAAAAACUCCAACCCAAAACUGAACGACAGCUUGGAGAAGAGGUUCCUGAGGAGCAUGGUGAUACUAGACGAGUACCUGCUGACGCCCCUCCCUCAGGAGCUGGAAAAGAACCCGAAUGCUAACAAGUCCACCCGGAAUUACCUGGACGGGGACACUCUCACACUGGCCGACUGUAACCUCCUGCCCAAACUCAACAUCGUCAAGGUGGUGUGCAAGAGGUACCGAAACUUUGAGAUUCCCGUGGAGCUGAAGGGUCUGACCCGAUACCUGCAAAAGGCCUACGAGCAGGAGGAGUUUCGCCAAACCUGCCCCAAUGACUCUGAGAUCCUGGAGGCAUACCACUCUGUGGCCAAGUACCUCAACAGAUAAAAACAAAAGGAGAGGGACGGGAAGAUAGGGAGAGACCGCCACAGAAGGAAGGGGCCAGGAUUCAAUCAACAUUUGUCCUUAUUGUUGAU